Molecule: messenger RNA, 993 nt
Organism: Thlaspi arvense
Lineage: Eukaryota; Viridiplantae; Streptophyta; Magnoliopsida; Brassicales; Brassicaceae
Source: the annotation of a GenBank genome assembly
AUGCGGCGUUGCACCGCCCUGUUGUUUUCAGUUCUCUUGCUGUUCUCCCUUCUCUUUGUCUCAUCCACCGCCCGUCAAUUUGUCCUUUUUCUUUCCCAAGACGACCUCAACGACACCCCCCUUUCCGCCGCCGGUGACGAUGAUUCCUCCUCGUCUGUUUCCAGCGGCUCCGACUGGGACGAGUUUGGCGAUUCCGACGCCAAAACCGACGAGGAGCUCGACCCGGGCUCUUGGCGCCCCGUACUCGAGUCGGAUUCGGCCACUGGGGACCCGGCCACUGAGGUCGAGGCGCAGUACUAUUCUGGCGUGACGAAAAUGGUGGAGGCCGUCAGUUCCGGUGACCCCAGGCUUAUGGAUGACGCCGCUUCCCAGAUCGAGGCUGCCGCGGCAGCUGGGUACCCCCAUGCGCAAUCGGCGCUAGGGUUUCUCUACAAUUUAGGGAUCACUAGGGAACGAAACAGAGCCAAGGCCUUUAUGUACCAUUGCUUUGCGGCUGAUGGGGGUAAUAUGCAGUCGAAGAUGGCUUUGGCUUACGCGUAUUUUCGCCAAGAGAUGUAUGAUAAGGCAGUGAAGCUUUAUGCUGAAUUAGCUGAGAUAGCAGUGAAUAGUUUCCUGAUUUCAAAGGAUUCUCCAGUGCUUGAACCAGUUAGGAUUCAUAGUGGAGCAGAGGAGAACGAAGAUAUUCUAAGAAAGUCACGAGGGGAGGAGGAUGAGGAUUUCCAGAUCUUGGAAUACCAGGCACAGAAAGGAAAUUCUGGAGCCAUGUACAGAAUUGGAGUCUUUUAUUACUUUGGGUUGAGAGGUGUGAGGCGUGAUCAUGGCAAGGCAUUGUCUUGGUUUUUGAAAGCCGUGGACAUGGGUGAACCAAAAUCAAUGGAACUGCUUGGGAGAUAUAUGCCAGAGGGGCUGGAGUUGAGAGAAACUACACCAAGGCAUUUGAGUGGCUUUCACGUGCAUCCAAGCAUCAUCUUUAUUCAGCCUAUAAUGGGAUAG